AUGAAUCAUGCUACAGCUCAACUUAAGUGUUUCCAAGACUUAAAUAUUUCAUAUACAGACGAAGAGUUACUUUCAAUAUUUGCACAAGGUCCAGAUGCAUUACGUAAAUUUGCUCAAAGAGCUGAAAUUGUUUCCAAACGCUUUAGUUCGGAUGAAAAAGUUUCUUUAGCUAUCUUUGUCGAAUCUGUUCAAGAAAGUUGUCCAGAAGAUUUAAUUGAAUUUAUCUCUGAGCCGGGAAAACUAGUUUUUUUAUAUGCACCUUUCGAAGCGAAGGCCCUUGGUCACCAAAUUUCUACGUUUCACAUCGAUUCAACGUAUAAACUUCUAA
Trichomonas vaginalis G3 is the source of this 328-nucleotide messenger RNA. RefSeq names its product MULE transposase domain-containing protein. Lineage: Eukaryota; Parabasalia; Trichomonadida; Trichomonadidae. The annotation marks the transcript as partial. The transcript has a single exon. The record is from RefSeq and is a predicted model, not a curated record.